UGGCAAAGAAGCAUAGAAAAAUCGUUUGUUGUUAAAAAAAAAACCGACCAAAGAAGAAGAAUAAAAUCGUAACCAGUUUUGAAGUUUGUUGUGGAAGUGAAACUAAAUAGUUGUGUGAAAUUGUGUUUUAAACCUCAUACAGUUGGAUCUACCCCCUCCAAAGACAGACAAUCACCACACCAAUCAAAAAUGGCCACAAAAGAAAGGGAGGAUGAAUAUAGUAAAAUAGCACCGACAAAGCUAAAUUAUCAGAUCGUGCCGGCAUCGGGCAACCUUAACACCUCCUCCAAUUUAUAUCAGCAAAAGCAGUGUGACAAUGGCCACGAGCACAAAACCAUUAAACGGGGUAUUUACCACCAGAUCAUUUCAACAUGUGCUGUGCUUUUAUUGUCUGCAGCUUGUGGCAUGCCCAUUGGCUAUUCAGCAGUAUUAUUACCUCAGUUAUCCGGGGUGGGUACGAAUUCCACUCCUGAAAUUGUCAUAGACAUUGAAAUGGGUUCAUGGAUAGCCAGUGUUCACAGUUUAGCCACACCAGUGGGUUCUUUUCUCUCAGGUCCUAUGGCCGAUUAUAUAGGACGACGUUCUACAUUGUUGGUCUCGGUGAUACCGGUAUUUAUAGGCUGGAGUAUUUUGGCACUGGCCCAAUCAUAUCCAAUGCUAUUAGUAGGACGUUUAUUAUGCGGCUUUGCCACCGGCAUUUUGGGAGGACCGGCUCAGGUCUAUAUUGCAGAGACAGCAGAGCCAAAUCUUCGUGGACUUUUAAUUGGAGCGCCAUUUGUCUCCUACUCUGUUGGUAUCCUCAUCGUUUAUGCUUUGGGUUCUUCAAUGCACUGGCGUGCAGUGGCUUGGUGUGGAAAUUUUUUACCCGCUUUGGCAGCCGUUGCCAUUUUCUUCAUACCAGAAAGUCCAGCGUGGCUACUCAGACAUAAUAAAUUGGAGAAGGCUCGCAAGGCCUUAACCUUUUUGCGAGGCAAUGAUAUUUUUGCCCAAAAAGAAUUGAAUAACAUGACGGAGAGAUUGGAAAAAGAGAAGGCCACCACAAAGACCAAUGAGAACAUUUUUCAGCUAUGCUGUCAGCGUGUAGCUAUAAAGCCCUUGAUAAUAGUGAUAGUCUUCUCCUUUCUGCAGAUAGCUUCGGGCACCUUUAUUGUGGUAUUCUAUGCCAUUGAUAUAAUCUCAGAAUUUGGGGCAGGCUUUGACACCAAAGAAGCCGCCAUUUGGACUGCUGUGAUAAGAACCUGUUGCACACUGAUAUUUUGCAUAAUUUUAUUGUUUGUACGUCGUCGAAUAAUACUGACAAUAUCCGGCAUUGGAUCUGGACUAAGCUGUCUUAUAUUGAGUGGCUAUAUGUAUAUGCGAGAGGGUCAACCCAAGGUGGGAACAGAUGUUAUUGUCGCCGGUACAUGUUUGAUGAUCUACAUAGCCUUCAACACAGCCCUAAUGGUUAUGCCGGGCAUCAUGAUUGGAGAACUAUUUCCGGCUAAAAUUAGAGGACGCACAGCGGGAGGCGUUUUUGCAGCCAUGAAUGUUUCUCUCUUUGCCUUGACAAAAAUGUUCCCUCUAAUUCAUAUGAGUAUUAAGAUGAAGGGUGUAUUUAUAAUGUUUGGCGUCGCCAGCAUACUGGUGUCAAUAUUCAUGUAUUUGUUUCAGCCCGAGACAAAGGGAAGAACACUGGAGCAAAUCGAAGAUUAUUUCAAUGAAAAUAAUUGGCUGUGGUUUAAGAGGGAUAAGACUUAUAAGCUGGUGCCAACGAAUGAUCAAAAGGAUGAUACUAAGGCGUAAAGUUAGUGAUAUUUUUAGCAUUCUAUGUACAUAUAAACCAUUAGAACCUCACUUAUUGCUACAUAACUUCCCCGUAAGUAAAGGGGAAAUGAAAACCAUUUAGUAAUCUAAGCACUGGACUCACAAAUGUUCAUUCCAUAUUGUUGACCAAGAUUUUUUUUUAUCAGACAGUUAAGAUGAAAGUUAGUUUGUACAUUCAGUCAAGGAACACUUAACAAGGUGAAGGGCUUUAUUUGGCUAAAUAAGCGAAUGAAAGCUGUUAUAUUACAUGGCCUAACUGGUCUGGUCCGUAAAACAAUAAUUGUGCGAAGAAGUAACUAAAAAAGCAAAGCGCCCGGCAGCUGAGUUGUAGAGCUGACAAACUAUCGAUAAUCGCAACAUUCGAUAUUUUCAAUAGUUUUAAUAAUAAAUAUCGAUAGUAUCGAU
Messenger RNA from Stomoxys calcitrans (stable fly), 2208 nucleotides. It is a transcript of the gene pippin, whose product is annotated as facilitated trehalose transporter Tret1-2 homolog. Lineage: Eukaryota; Metazoa; Arthropoda; Insecta; Diptera; Muscidae. The record is from RefSeq and is a predicted model, not a curated record. The coding region runs from base 190 to 1782 and encodes 530 amino acids. Gene Ontology annotation, biological process: carbohydrate transport; transmembrane transport. Gene Ontology annotation, cellular component: membrane. Gene Ontology annotation, molecular function: sugar transmembrane transporter activity. The transcript is spliced from 5 exons.